CUAAUGUCAAUUGUGACACAAAAUUGUCAAGUUGUUUUUAGAUUUACACCAAUAAAAAUUAUUAAAUAAAAAUUAUUUAUUGUGAUAAAUAGUCAUGGAAAAUUUCAUAUAAGUUGCAACAUAACAUGUGUGAAUAAAGGUGUAAUGUGAAAUGUGUUAUUGUUUGAUGGAAUCUUCACAUGAAAGAUGAACGAAAUGACUUCAAAGCCGACGAUUUAUCAUGAAAAACAAGUAAAAGAGUUAUGCGCUUUACACGCACUUAAUAAUUUAUUCCAGACCCGUGGAACAUUUUCAAAGUCUGAACUGGAUGCAAUAUGUAGUAGACUGUCUCCGAAUGUGUGGAUCAACCCGCACCGCUCCAUGCUGGGACUGGGGAACUAUGACAUCAAUGUUAUCAUGGCAGCUCUGCAGAAGAAAGGAUGCGAGGCGGUCUGGUUUGAUAAGAGAAAAGACCCCGGUUGCCUGGAUCUGUCGAACAUAUGCGGGUUUAUUUUGAACGUUCCGUCUGACUACAAGUUGGGCUUCGUGAUGCUGCCGCUGCGUCGCCGACACUGGAUCACCAUCCGGCAGAUACAGGGCAACUUCUACAACCUCGACUCCAAACUGGACGCGCCGCAGUUGAUUGGACGAUGCAGUGACCUCAUAGCAUACUUAAAAGAGCAGCUGGACAGCAAAGAGAAGGAGUUAUUCGUGGUCGUCAGCAAGGAAGUAGAAGAGAAACAGCUUUGGAUGCAUCAGUACGCGCUGCAGAACUCCAGGCAGAACUCCUGCCAGGACCAGACGCCCUAUUGCGAGAGCCCCUCAGAGAGCAUAACCUCCAACGCGCCGUAUGACUACAGGAACAGAGACGCCGAGUGCCUCAAACUGACUGAAGUGCGGAACUGUGUCGUCACUCGAGACAAUUUCUAGAAUGUUCCAUGUGCCGGAUGUGUUUUCGUGUGUUGUGUGGAUGAUAUUUGUAUACUUCGGUGUCGGUUAUUGAAUACGAAGCCAUUUUUCAUUAGUUAAGCUUGAAUCGUAAGUUACUGAUGUUGGUAAAGGUAACUCGUAAUGGAGAUAAUACUUUCCAGUAUACUUCAGUGAUUACAACGAUAAAUAUAAUAUAAUCUCACCAAAUGGUAUCUAAAUAGUCCUUCACCUUUUCUACCAUUUUCAAAAAUGAUAAAAAUCAUACAAUGUUGCCAUAAACUAUACUAUAGGUAUUAAUUGCCAAAUGCCAAUAUUCUACAAAUUUUAAUAUUUUUAUAAUUAGUUUAAAUUCAGGGAGGGACUUUUAAUUCUUUUACACUUUCAAAGUUUAUCUAGCGCAACAAGAAAUAUCCAUAUUCUGCCCAUGUAGAGUAAAUUAUAUUAGCUAUUACGUCUACUGUACAAGAUAAGACUGGUUAAAAUUGUUAUUUUGGCGGUAAACUUCAAUACAGUGUUGCCAUACGGAACAAUCUUUACCAAUAUCAGUGGUAACUCGUGUUCAUUCGCCACUCCUCCGCGGACUUGGCCUAACUGGACAAAGUACUUAAUUGUUAACCCCAAAGUAAUUUAUUCUCGUUUAUGUUUACCAAUGUUUUUGUUUUGCACAAAUUUUGUUAUAGUUUUUUGCGAUCACUGUUGAUUUUUUAAUAUAUUUUAAACUAUUACCGGCCUAAUAUAAUUUUAUUGGUUGGUGACUUGCACUCAAAAGCGUUUUGAUCAGUAAGGAGUAAGGAGUUUAACAGAACUUUUGUCAGUGUGCCAUUUGCCUUAUUUUAUAAGAAAACUGUGUUGCCAAUUAUUUUAGUUCAGUACUUUUCCUCGACCAUAAUUAUAAAAUGUUAAUAGAUAUUAUAUCUUAAAAAUAUUUCUAAAAACAUAACAGUAUGAUCAAUUUCAGAUUAGUUAAAUACUCAAAGUUAGAAACUCUGUUAUUAAAGUCUCCUCGACACUGUUUUUAAGAGUGUCCUGGAAAUUCGUUCAAUUUCUUGAUACAAUAUUACUUUGUAUAAAUUUUUUACUCUGAAGUCAAUAUUGUCUAUACAGAUCUUGAUCUCUCGGGCUUUCUUUUUAACUGUAAAAGUAACCAAAAAAUAUAUAUUUCAAACGAAUAAACCAGUGCCGUAGAUUGUACCGCCCGGGGAGGACAAAGAAAUUAUAGCUCCUAUUUGUUGGAACAGCAAACUACGGCUUUUAACAAAAGGACUAAAACGCCACGACCCCUCUAGCUAGUGUAGCUAGCCUUAUCUACUACAAUUGCGGCAAAAUAUGAAAAUCCUAUAUUCCAAUUUGUAAAAUAUUUUAUUUUAGUAAUUAUUUCAUUUCCUUAAAAGCAUCGUGUCAAUUAUACUACGCCACUGCAAGAAUCCAUUUUUACUGAUUACCUGAUAUAUUAGGCAAUAAUCAAGGUUUUAUCAUAGGCAUAGAGACGACUGAGUCUUACAAUACCACUUUAUAGAAAGGGAUAAAGCUAUUGUGCGGUUAUUACCUGUCUCUUAUGUAACUCUGUAUCGCUUUGUCUAAAUACCGCACAGUCGUUUUAACCCUUACAUUGUCUGUAUUCAUUUCGCACCUAGACGCUCAGUCUAUUCUCUAUGUUUAAGAAUUCUAGACGUUGUUUGACUUCAGUACAUUGCUGCGAUUGAGGUACAUAAAUCAAUCUGCAAGUAUAAUUUUGUGUUUUUUACUACCACAAUGAAAAUGCUCACGCUUUUCAACAACGUAUUACAUAAAAAAUAUAAUUUUGAACUGUAUUUUGGAAACAAAGUAAAUCCGUUGUCUUCAUAGAUUACACGUUAACGUUUUAAAAUAUAAACUUUUUGAUCAAUAUUUAUCAAAACUAUCGAUUUCUAACACAUAUUCAUGUAAACUACUUCCCCUGAGUGCAAACUGUUAGAUUUUUAAUAAAAUUUUAUUAGCAAUAAACAAUAUCACUUACAAGGUAAUUAUUUCGAUAAAGCAAUGUAGAUGUUAAAAUAGAUGAUUUGCUAGAUAACUUUAAUAUCUUACGCCAAAUAUAACCAGACUGUUCAAUGUUAAACUAAGAGUUCAACCAAAAAUAGCGUCUAAUGCGUAGACGUUAAGGUUUAGAUGUGUUACAAUAGCUCAAUAGAAUGAGACAGUGAGUCUACUCGUUCGUUUCUGCUGUUUGUUAUUUGACAAUCUAUGGUCAUGCAUGUCUAAAUUUUAUUGUCUAUGAUGUAAUGUAAAGCACUGGAGAUCCUUUCGUCUUAGGCAAAAGCAGCUGUACAUGGAAAGUAGUGCAUUGAUUUAAGGUCGACGGAAGCUCAGUGCUAUUUGCACGUGGAAUGUUAUUUCAGAUACACAUAUACUAUCGCGUUGAGGACCGAACAACCAACGAAGAAAUAUGAUUGGCUAUUUCUAGCAACAAAAGUGACAAUUUGGAUACCCGAAAUUGUAUAUUGCUUGAUUUUUGGUCUGUUAUUUAAAGACGAUACGCACGGGCUAUGACACAUGGCACAUACAUGGGAAUGCACGUAUGUGACGAUUUCCCCGUUGCGGUUUUUAUAUAAAAAUCAUGGCGGUUAUUUGGUCGCAGAUUUAAACGACCGUGUACGCAUACUCUUAAAGCUAUAUUGUAGCUCAUCGAUUCAGUCACUUAUCGUCAGCCCAAUUAGAACGUGUAAUAAAAAUGACACGAACGUCCGUGUCGUUCGCUUGUGAUUGGUCGAGAGACUGACAUGUGACUCACUCUUUGGUUCCUUGACCAAUCACAAUCAGACGACACCGACGGUCGUGUCGUGUUGGUUUUGCCUUUUUAAAAUUUUGUAGUAAAAAGACUUGGUGAAAUACGUUCCACGUGACAGAGUAUGAGAAGCAAUAAAUAGGUUACUAUAAAUGUUGCAGCACAAUAUACAAUAUAAUCACACUUGAUUCUCAUUAAGCGCUAGUUUUUUUUAUUGUUUAGCAUAGCGUACACCACAUACCAUGUUCACAUUACUGUCAUAUUUUAAAUUAUUUUUAUCCUAUUUCAAUUACUAAUAGUUUUCGUUUGGUAAAGUGCGAUUUUAUUCCUUGCAUCUCAUGUUUGAAGAAAUUGCUUGUCUUUGCUCGCAAAACUUUUUUAAAUAGAAGUCAAAAGCGCUGAGUGACUUACAAAGCAAAGGAAGAUGUAACAAUUACUUGUUACCAUACUAGAAAGAAGUGGUACUGGGAUGAAAAAAUUGAACACAUAUUUCUGUUUCCUCGCCCAAUGAUUUACACGCAGUUUUUAUUACAUAUAGACAUAAAUGAUUAUUCCUUAACUACCUAGCGAGACGAGAUAACAUUUUUGAGAGAAGAUUUUUUAAAAAGUCAAAGAGUAGAUGACAAAAGAGAGAUUUCUGGCAAUACUAUCUGUGGAUCCAUAUAAAAAAAUGAUAAAAGUAUUCCUUACCGAUACAGUAAUGUGAACAGUUUCCAGCUAGUACAUCGGCUAGAAUUCAAUACGUUAAAGACAUCUUGUGAAGACUCGAAUUUUUUACUAUGUUGAACUUUAUUGUAUCUCUGUAAAUAUUAAAAUAUUUUUUCAAAAAAUAGAAAGUGUGAUGACA
Messenger RNA from Manduca sexta (tobacco hornworm), 4520 nucleotides. RefSeq names its product josephin-2 (gene Josd). The transcript has 4 exons. Bases 187 to 909 code for a protein of 240 amino acids. The record is from RefSeq and is a predicted model, not a curated record. NCBI's taxonomy places the organism in Eukaryota, Metazoa, Arthropoda, Insecta, Lepidoptera, Sphingidae. Gene Ontology annotation, molecular function: cysteine-type deubiquitinase activity. Gene Ontology annotation, biological process: protein deubiquitination.